Carya illinoinensis is the source of this 2027-nucleotide messenger RNA. Its product is annotated as chlorophyllide a oxygenase, chloroplastic. Gene Ontology annotation, cellular component: chloroplast. Bases 81 to 1685 code for a protein of 534 amino acids. The record is from RefSeq and is a predicted model, not a curated record. Lineage: Eukaryota; Viridiplantae; Streptophyta; Magnoliopsida; Fagales; Juglandaceae. Gene Ontology annotation, biological process: chlorophyll biosynthetic process. Gene Ontology annotation, molecular function: 2 iron, 2 sulfur cluster binding; chlorophyllide a oxygenase activity; iron ion binding. The transcript is spliced from 9 exons.
CCCUACGGUCAUAUUACCCACGUUUUAACUUCUCUCUCUCUCUCUCUCUCAGAGAGUCGGUCAGCUUUAGACGCCAAAACAUGACCACCGUAGCUACUGCUUCGGUUCUCUGUUUACCUAUCUCUCUCGGUAGAUCAUCUAAAUUCAACACCAAGAAGGGUGUCAAAGGAGGAUUUCGGGUGCUUGCUGUAUUUGCAGAAGAAGGAGGGGUUGAAAAGAAGGUUUCUUGGGGACCGUUGUUUGAUGUGGAAGACCCGAGGUCUAAAGUCCCGCAGUGCAAAGGGAAGUUCUUGGAUGUAAACCAAGCCCUGGAAGUGGCUAGAUAUGAUAUACAGUACUGUGAUUGGCGGGCUCGACAAGAUGUGCUCACAAUCAUGCUCCUUCACGAAAAGGUUGUAGAAGUUCUAAAUCCUUUAGCCCGGGAGUACAAGUCGAUUGGCACAAUGAAGAAGGAGCUUGCAGAAUUGCAGGAAGAAUUAGGACAAGCUCACAAACAGGUUCAUAUAUCUGAAGCAAGAAUCGCCACUGCUUUGGAUAAACUAGCUUACAUGGAAGAAUUAGUGAAUGAUAGACUGUUACAAGACAGAAACUCAACGGCACCAGAACAAACAUCCCCAUCUCCCAGUACAUCUACACAAUCUCCCAAAGUUGUACAGAGGAGUUUGCCACGUAAAAGCUUGAACGUCUCAGGUCCAGUUCAACCUUACCAUCCCCGCUUGAUGAAUUUCUGGUAUCCCGUUGCUUUCUCUGCUGAUCUGAAGGAUGAUACCAUGAUUCCAAUUGAUUGUUUUGAGGAGCAAUGGGUCAUCUUCCGUGGAAAAGAUGGGAAACCUGGAUGUGUACGGAACACCUGUGCACAUAGGGCAUGCCCUCUUCACCUGGGUUCAGUAAAUGAGGGUCGCAUCCAAUGUCCCUACCAUGGAUGGGAGUACUCAACAGAUGGGAAAUGUGAGAAAAUGCCAUCAACGCGAUUACUUGAUGUGAAGAUAAAGUCAUUGCCAUGUUUUGAGCAAGAGGGGAUGAUCUGGAUUUGGCCUGGCAAUGACCCUCCAACAGCCACCAUUCCUUCUUUAGAACCUCCUCCAGGAUUCCAAGUCCAUGCUGAGAUUGUCAUGGAGCUUCCGGUAGAACAUGGGCUACUUCUAGAUAAUCUUUUGGAUCUUGCGCAUGCCCCUUUUACCCACACUUCUACCUUCGCCAAGGGAUGGAGCGUUCCCAGCUUGGUGAAAUUCUUGACACCUGCAUCUGGCCUCCAAGGAUACUGGGACCCUUAUCCCAUAGAUAUGGAAUUCCGGCCACCUUGUAUGGUGCUAUCAACCAUAGGGAUCUCAAAGCCAGGGAAACUGGGAGGACAGAGUACCAAGCAGUGUCCUACGCACCUUCACCAACUUCAUGUGUGCUUACCUUCAUCCCGGCAGAAGACAAGAUUACUAUACAGAAUGUCACUGGAUUUUGCUCCCCUGCUUAAGCACAUUCCUUUCAUGCAGUAUCUGUGGAGGCAUUUCGCAGAACAGGUCUUGAAUGAGGAUCUGCGGCUUGUACUUGGCCAGCAAGAGCGCAUGAUCAACGGUGCAAACAUCUGGAAUUGGCCGGUAUCCUACGAUAAGCUCGGGGUAAGGUACAGGCUAUGGAGAGGAGCUGUGGAGCAAGGAGCUAAGCAACUACCAUUCGACAAACCCGUGUAGAAACAGUUUUGAUGAUGGAUUUAACCACUGUUGAUUCCCACUAUUGAACUCGACCAGAAGAUUUAACUGAAAUCUCAGUGCAGAGUUGCAAAAAGGAGUUCUGAAGAGCUGACAGCAUGUGCAGUUUCGAACACCUUUUGCUCUCUCAAAUAAAUCCCCAUGGCAGAAGUUGUCAAUGAUCAGAGGCAGAGGAUAAACGGGUCUUCACUUACAAACCACUGUAAACUAUAAAGAAACUGUACACUGAUUUUCUUGUUUUUGUGUACAGUCAAAUGCAUUUUGUUUUUGUUUUUCAUUUAAUUCACCACUUAAUAAAGGGAUGAAGAUUCAUUUCUGGUCUUA